AUGCCGCCCCACAUCACGGUCACCCCCGAGGACGGCAUGCGCCAGCCGUGGACUGGCAACGACAGGGUGGACCGGAACCUCUUCGCGAUGGACCGGGCCAUCGAGGUCCGCCAGUCCGGCAGCCGCGUCAUGUCCAGGGCUCACGUCGGGCGCACGCCCGCGGGCGACGCCUCCGCGACGGCUCGGGCAGGAAAGCCGACGAAGCCUGACCGCGACAGGCGGAAGCUCGUCUUCCCUCAGGUCCAGGAGCACCAGCUGGCCGUCGAGGGGGAGCAGGAGGCCGUGACACAUGAUCGGCAGAUGGAGGCCUCCAAAAACAGGCUUGCCGACGCGCUGGUCUUUGCGACACGCCGCGUGAGACAGGAGAAGCCGCGCAACGCGGAACAGGUGGACAUGAUGACCAUGAGCAGUAUCCCGUACAUCAUUGUAGCACGCAUGCUGAGCGUGAGCACGAACUCUUCUACGCAUGAGCGUGGGACGCGGCGGGGCUAUGCGAAAAUACAUAGGAGGACUUCUUCGCCAUCGCCAACUCUUUGGAUAUUCCUGGGAUAUCAUUCUAGUGCAGGGGGGGCCAGGCAGCGACCACACCACAGUUGA
Molecule: messenger RNA, 597 nt
Organism: Prorocentrum cordatum
Lineage: Eukaryota; Dinophyceae; Prorocentrales; Prorocentraceae
Source: the annotation of a GenBank genome assembly